Messenger RNA from Coregonus clupeaformis (lake whitefish), 1013 nucleotides. It is a transcript of the gene dydc2, whose product is annotated as DPY30 domain containing 2. The transcript is spliced from 7 exons. Gene Ontology annotation, cellular component: Set1C/COMPASS complex. The record is from RefSeq and is a predicted model, not a curated record. The coding region runs from base 36 to 782 and encodes 248 amino acids. NCBI's taxonomy places the organism in Eukaryota, Metazoa, Chordata, Actinopteri, Salmoniformes, Salmonidae.
CAUAUCCGGACGCUCUGAACGAAAAAGACAGGAAAAUGGACUCAGAAUACUUGAAAAGGGGUAUGGGAAAAUGUCUUAUAGAAGGAUUAGCCGAGGUGGCCGAGCUUCGCCCCAUGGACCCGAUCGAAUUUCUUGUACAGUGGAUUUACAAGUAUAAAGAAAACAUGGACAAUGAGGAGAGAAAAAAGGCCCUCCAGCACCAACUGGAGCAGGAGCAGCAGAAAGCCAUAGAUGAUGCAGUGCACAUGAGGCAGAUGAAGGAGGAAGAAUAUAAAAUCACAGGGGAAGUCCCAGAAGAACCCAAAGAAACAAAAAAAGCUGAGGGACUACCUGCAACCCCUCCACCAGCUCCAGUUUCAGAAAGGGCCAAGAAAUUAAACCCUCCAACACUUGCUGCAGUGGAGGAGGGCGAUGAUUGGGUGACUGAUGAACCUGAUAAACCUGAAACUAGUGAACCUGCUGAUUCUACACAAGUAGAGCCAACCUCAGGACCAGAGAAUGAUGAUGUCAAACCAGACGAGACUCUGUCUGAGGAGGGACAGGAACAUCAGGACCAAGAGAAGGAGACCGAUAACCCUGUCACAAGUGACGCUAUUGAUCUCACACAAGAAGUGGCAGCCUCAGAGAGUGAUGAUGUCAGACCCGAUGUGACGCAAUCUGAGGAGGGAGUGGAGGAGGGAGCGGAGGAGGGAGUGGAGACGUCAUGGGGGGCACUUGAACAUACAACUCCUGAUGACCAAGCCAAGGAGAAGGAGGAAGAGGAGGAAGAGGAGGACGACUAAGAUGUGGAAUGAUAAUUUUCCUACAUGACAUUAUCUGGACAAAGAAGUUUGUUCAAAUGCAACAAUAGCCUAAAGAUAUAUAUGUUAUAACAUUCUACAUCUGAGAAAUCAGUAGAGAAGCUUGACUAACGCCUAAUUAAAUGCAUGAUGUCUCCAAGAGGGGGAUAUAUCUCAAUUUGUGUAAUAUGUCUAUUCAGUUUGCUAUGAAUACAUCUGUGCAAUACAUUUGUA